UACUAAUCGACCGAUUUUGCUGCUCGGAUUCGAUUGACGGUGUGCUAUUCGACGACGGGUCUUAUUUUUUUUCGUGUGUGUUCUGUUUAAAGGAUGUCGUGGGUUAUUGCAUGGAAAAACUCGAGUACGCCCCAUCGGUGGCUGACAAUGCAGGCUACACGCCGUUGCACGAAGCGUGUUCGCAGGGCCAUUAUCACAUCGCCAAGUUGUUGCUUCUGUUCGGGGCAGAUGUCAGCGCCAGCGCUCAAGGAGGCAUACGGCCCCUACACGAAGCUGUAGAAAACGGCGACGUGCACCUGGUGCGUCUGUUACUCAGUUAUGGAGCCGAUCCGCAUUUGGCCACGUACUCGGGACAAUCACCACUGUCUUUAGCCACAGACAUGCAGACCAGAAUGCUACUGGAACAUCAUGUCAACGACGUUCAAGGAUACGGCAGCGCGUCCGUGUGGAAUUUCGAUGACUCCACACUGACCCGUGAACCCGAGGACGUAGACCGGCUGCUGUGGAGUCUGCCGCCUGCCCCAUCGCCGGCGCCGACCGAUGACGGCCCGUCGUUCGAGUUCGAGUUCGCCGACCAAUCGCUACCGGACGUUUACAAGCUGCCCUCCGACGGAGGUGCUGACGACCGCAAGGCCGCCGGCGUCGACGACGACGAUUGGGUGCUGUUCGCUGACGUGUCGACGGCGCUGUCUGUAAAGACGGCCGAAGCACUCGCCAAACUGUUGGACGACGAGAACGCCGUGACGGCCGUGCCGGCGGACCGGUUCAAAGAGCGCGCGGUGCUCCGGAAAUCGUUGGGCCGACAACCAGUCGCAGUUCCGGUCACCGGCGCAGCCAACAAGUCCAGUGCCGCCGAACGUCCGUCCAAAGACAAAGACGACGACUCUGUAGACACGAAGGAAGCCUCUUCCACCACGUCGUCCACAUCAGCCUCCACCCCCAUAUCCACUUCCUCCACGACCACAGUCUCCACCGCCGCCGCUACUAUUACUACUACCUCCGCCGACUCCUCCUUCUCUUCAUCGACAUCCGGUGGCGAACAAAUACUCAUGGUCCGUUACGACCGCAAACUCAAACAGCUGUUGGGCGUGGACGUGUACACAGUGAGUUGACGUCGUCGUCAUUGUCGUCGUCAGCAUCAUAAUCAUCAGUAGGCGGCCGUGCGCACACAGGACGAGUUACCGUGUUAUGUUGUUGUUUUUAUUAUUAUUUUUUUUUUUACUACUAAAUUUAGGAAUUGCCAUUUGACAUAUUUCUCAACUUUAUGUUCAAGCAACAUUUCUUUUUGUACUUAAAUAAGUUACCCAAAUGUUUUUUUUUAUUUCUUAUGAUGCAUAUUGAACAAUUUAAAAAAAGGUUGACAAUUUAUGUUUUGGUUGGUUAGUUUUUAAAAUUGGACACAUUAUCCGAACCAUCGGACGUGUUUAGUAUUAUUUAAAAAGUUUUCAUUAUGUUAUUUUAAAUGAUUUUGGUAUACCUCUUUGUUAAUGUUCACAUUAAGUUUUUAAUUAAUGUUUAAUAUUAU
Acyrthosiphon pisum (pea aphid) is the source of this 1525-nucleotide messenger RNA. Its product is annotated as BCL-6 corepressor. Gene Ontology annotation, molecular function: transcription corepressor activity; protein binding. The transcript has 3 exons. Gene Ontology annotation, cellular component: nucleus. Gene Ontology annotation, biological process: negative regulation of transcription by RNA polymerase II. The coding region runs from base 111 to 1112 and encodes 333 amino acids. The record is from RefSeq and is a predicted model, not a curated record. Lineage: Eukaryota; Metazoa; Arthropoda; Insecta; Hemiptera; Aphididae.